AGCAUGAACACAUGUGGAAGCUUGAAUCACUUCCUGUAGCGCUGCAGCUCAGGGCGUCGAUGUUUCCUGCACCUUCGGGUCACCAUCGACACUGAAGGCUUACCGUGUUCAACAUCCGCUCGGGUUUGCAUUUCCAGCACUCACUCUCACACCGCAGCACACGCUUCAAAAUAGAAAAAAAAAAAGUCACCUCAACCCGGUCGUAUGGAGGGGCCCCAUAAAGAAGAAGUGGUGGCCGAGUGGUUUACGCUCAGCCGGAGUGAGUAAAACGGCAUCUGCCCGCUUGUUUAAACUCACCGAAGAGACAGAAUCAAAUUGGUUGAGUUACUUUGCUUUGGCGGAGUCACGGGAAGUUAAACAAGGGACGCAGUAUGCGCCGAUUGAACAGACCUCAGUCUGCACAGUGAUGGAAAAAAAAAAAAAAAAAAGAGGGAGGGAGGGAGGGGAGGAAAAGACUUGAUCACAUGGCCACAAAGUCAUUCUGAAAGUAUGCUGGCGGGGUAUCGCCCGCAGAAAUAUAGGCACCGCUUCACAGUGCGACGCCCGAGUCCAUGCAGCCAGCAUCACUCUGUGAGCUCAGAGUCAAUCAGCAGCGUCGGGCUGCCGGAUACAAAACACAAGACGAGUGGGUGACGGAAGCAGAAAAUGUCUGAUCACAGCGAGGAACCGGUCUCCACAGCGAGGACCACCACGCCUCCAUUUUCCAACAGCUCAGUCUCGACGAACCUCACUUCAGAAGUGACCUCCAUCUUCAACGAAAUCCAAGCCAAUAACAUCACCUCCAGGGCAAACUACGUCUACAGUUUCUUAGCGGGGCUGGGCUUCGUCGCGGGCUGCUUCCUGCUCUACAGCUUCAUCCAGACCUACAGGGCCCAGAGGCGGCUGGCUUGGCUCGACCGCCUCCUCUGGGCCUUCUGCGUCCUCCAGCUGCUGCUUCUGCUCCUCUCUCUGCACGCGGUGGCCUACAGACCGGAUUACCUGCGCACCACCGCUCUGGGCUGCGCUGCGCUCUCCUUCGCCGUCAACACGACCUCCAUGUGCAGCCUGUCCGUCUUGGUGCUCAUGGCUUACGUGCUGACCUUGGAUCCGCCCUCCCACCACCUGCUGAGGAAGCCUCGGGUCUGCGCGGCUCUGGUGGUCCUGACCUCGGUCCUGACCUCUCUACUGCUGGCCGGGCUGCGCGGCCCCCGAGGCGAUCUGCAGGAAGAGCGCCGGUGUUUCAUGGACGCGGGCGAGGGCGAGGGCGGGGAGCCCUACGCGGCCGCCUGGCUGUGCCUGGCCUUCGUGAUCCCCUUCGGCUGCCUAGCGGGUCUCCUGGUGGGCGGCUGCGUCCGGCAGUGGAAGACCAAAGGACGCUUCCUCUCCGGCUCCGAGGAGGGUCCCGUGUUCCUGACGGUCGCCCUGGUCGUGUUUUUCUGCCAGCUCUUCUACGGCGUGGCGCUGGCGAGAGGAGCGCGACUACAGCGGCCGGCGCGGCCGACGGAACGGGCGUUCCUCAGCGUGGCCGAGCUGGUGCUGUUCUCGGGGAGCGGCGCCAGCCUGCUGCUGGUGCUGCUGGUGAACCGGCCGCGCCGGGAGGGUCUCCGGGGGGCCUUCAGGCAGCUGAGGGACUGCUGCAGAGGGCCGGGGCGCACGCAACCGCACAGAAACAUCAUCGCGCCGCACAUCGAGAUCUCAGACACGCUGCAGGACAUCGAGGCGUAGAGGAUGAAGACUCUGUCAGCAGAGCACAACCCCUCCGCUGCAUCCCAAUGAAGACGUAAGCAUCCUUUGAAUGAGUGUUUGCUUAAAUGUUUUUAAACGCAUGCAUUUGCUUUUAGUGCCAGUCAGCAAAUAUGUUUAAAUAGGAUUUUUUUUGUCAAAAAAAUAAAUGAAUGUUAUGCAUUUUGAACAAUUUGUAGUCACUGUUGCAAUAAACUAUAAUUUGAGAAUAUUAAACAAGGACUUGCUGUUGGUA
Molecule: messenger RNA, 1957 nt
Organism: Gasterosteus aculeatus aculeatus (three-spined stickleback)
Lineage: Eukaryota; Metazoa; Chordata; Actinopteri; Perciformes; Gasterosteidae
Source: RefSeq, a predicted model, not a curated record